AUGGGGAAUACAACAUCAGCAGAGGCGCCUCGAAAGGCGCCUCAGAAGCUAUCUAAGCCCCGGGCAGCUAGCCAUGGAGCUAUGCCGAGGCCACGGAAUCCUACGGGAGCAGCUGCAUCCAGUAGCACUCGAAUGUCUGAAUCCUACCUCGCAGCCUCGCUACCCUUUUCUUCAAGAGAUUCGCAAAAUAUAGCGGGUAGCGGCAAUGAAGCCUCAGAGCCUUACGUAGAGAGGCUGUAUGAACCUUCUAGGCGGCUGUCUAGGAGAGAGUCCGACUACAUGCGGAGCCCAGUUCUGCCCGAAUCUCCCAUAACAAACACAAGAUCCCACUCCUUAUAUGCAAACUCGGUUGCAAGCAACAACCAGAUGCGCCGGGCCAGUUCUGUAAUGCAUAGUGACCCCGAGCAACGACUGUCACGGACGCAGAGCUGGCAUGGUAAUCGCAUGGACAGGGGAAGGUCAAUGCAGUCUGAGCUGCUGCAGUUUUACGAGUCUCAACAACUGCCUCGAACAAGCUCAGAGUUCUUACAGGAGCUUCAAGCAGCCGCCAUGAAAAGCCAAUCCGAUGCGCAUCAGAACCGUCGAGCUUCUAGUAUUGCUGGUGCCUUUCUUGUAAGGACUACUUCAGACUUAUCAUUCUAUGCUCCGAUGCGGCGGCGCUCUGUGAUCCAGACGCCCGGUGUAGCAACGAGACCAAGGCGAGAUGACAUGCUCUCUAUCCCAGACAGAACAAGCUCUCGAAACAGCCAGCCGGUCUUUGGAGACGACUCGUAUACCUUCAAGCCCAGCUCCAAGGCGCCUAAACAUAUCUCUAUGCCUCCUAUGCCUAUAGGAUUUGCGCCACUGGAGCGAGCUGUCACCCCGCAAGAAUCAGCUUACAGGCAGCUUGGAGGCAUGAAGUUUGGGUCUUUGAAGAUCAUGAACGGGUCACCUCCUUCAAGUCCUCAAGAUAUCAUUAAGCGGCAGCAACAAAAGGAGCGUGCGUCUGGGCCAGGACCCGAAUCAUCGUCAGCAACAGCUUUCGACGACUCUGGUAUUGAACUGAAAAUGACACGUCGCAAGCAGCGUCACACCGUCAUUGGCUCAGUAGCAGAGUCUCGUGCCUUGGCGUCUAUCUCUGGCUUUAAUGUGAACGGAAAGAGCCCACAGCCAUCAAACAAAAAGGCAGAUCCUCUAGGUGACUUGAUGCCCAGCCCACUGUCAAAAGUUCCUAGCCCUCUCCAGAAUCUCGAUAGCGAAGAGAAUGACGGGACUUCUGGCAAGGCAACGGCAGUAGUAAGGAGAUCUAACAGCGGCUUUGCCUCCACAACUUCAUCUGAGUCUUCGCACCGGCCUUCGCUAAAAACUGAUAGUGGAUAUAGCUCCAAUGCAUCGGAGCGUUCCUUUUUGAGUUCGAACAACGCCGAUGAUAAAGGUUAUACCCGCCCACUCCAAACACGGCGACGCACGUUAGAGCAACCAACAAUGGCUCCCAUCUCAACUCCUGAUGGAAUUAAGAAGCACAGCCGACUAUAUAGGCCGUUUGUUCGAGUUGAAAGAAGCAGUACCACGACAAACGACUCGGCCAGAGGAGCCGCCGAAUCGGCCUCUGCACUUGUGAGGCCGAGAGCAAAGCGAAAUGAUAAGCACUAUCAUUUAGCUUCUUCGUCUUGCUUACCUUCCCACAGACUGGAUGCGAGCAGUGCAACUCUCAAUACAAUUAUGAGCGUGGAUAAUUUGGUUCCCUCUGAUAGCGCCGCCCUGUCUAGCCACGGCUUCCUUGAAGUUGAUGCCGGAAUGGAUGGAGCCAAGUCUUUGAAAAAGCGACGUUCACUGCGAAAAGUUGCUGAAGCUGCAACAUCGAGAAUGUCGUCACUUAACUUGAAUCGUCGAAAGUCUGCCGCCGGGAAUAUGACGCCUUCAGCUACUGAAAAAAGGAAGCGAGCGUCUUCACUCGUAAACGGGAACGUAUCUUCAGCGGCCAGCGGCAAGUCUAUGCCAGCAGCUGCGACUUCACAAUCUCCCAAAGCAUCCAACCGAGAUGUUAGAAAUUCUGGUGUUAAAGGUCGAGCAUCCGCUCCAGAGCUUCGAGUUGCUAUACCGACUCCUCACGCCAACAGAAACACUGACAAUCGUUCUUCCCAUUCAACCCUUAGAACGCCAUCGCCAAGGACCCCACGAUUUCGGGGACUCAGGGACUCAGGCGUACCACCGCCUAUUCCGCCGCAAUUCCGAGCGCCAAAUUUCGAUGCGCUUCCAGCGCUCGCCAUUCCAAAUAGCUCGCCCAACUGGCCUCUUACCCAGUCUCAAGCAUCCUGGGAUAGGACUCAGCCACAGAAUGUACCCACGGGAUACCCAGCACAGCGCAGUCCUGCUAGACACCGCGUUCAUGAGAGCCCGAUUUCUCCGAGGCAUGGCCAGCCUACAAGGCAUUAUAUCCCAACGUAUAGGGGUGUUCGAAUCUGA
Messenger RNA from Trichoderma asperellum CBS 433.97, 2445 nucleotides. RefSeq lists its product as uncharacterized. NCBI's taxonomy places the organism in Eukaryota, Fungi, Ascomycota, Sordariomycetes, Hypocreales, Hypocreaceae. The record is from RefSeq and is a predicted model, not a curated record.